Protobothrops mucrosquamatus (brown spotted pit viper) is the source of this 1991-nucleotide messenger RNA. Its product is annotated as gastrula zinc finger protein XlCGF57.1-like. The transcript is spliced from 6 exons. The record is from RefSeq and is a predicted model, not a curated record. Gene Ontology annotation, biological process: regulation of DNA-templated transcription. Lineage: Eukaryota; Metazoa; Chordata; Lepidosauria; Squamata; Viperidae. The coding region runs from base 1 to 1962 and encodes 653 amino acids.
AUGGCGGGAGCAGCAGCGUCCCCCGCUGCCCUUCAGGCGGGGAGCGGAGGCUGCGGGGGGGAACUCGGGGAAAGCGACGACAGCGGUCCGAGCGGCCUCCCCGAGGGGCCCCGCAAUUCCGAGGCCGAGCGCCGGACCUUCCGCAGCUGCUGCCCCCGAGAGGCCGAGGGGCCCCGGGCGCUCUGCAGCCGCCUGCACCAGCUGUGCCGUGAGUGGCUGCGGCCCGAGCGGAGCGGCAAAGCCGAGAUGGUGGACCGGGUGGUGCUGGAGCAGCUGCUGGCCCUCCUGCCCCCGGAUCUGGCGGGCUGGCUGCGGGAGUGCGGGGCGGAGAGCUGCGCCCAGGCUGUGGCCCUGGCAGAGGGCUUCCUGCUCGGCCCGACCUCCACCCAGGAACUCGGGAAGGAGCGGCAGAUACAGAUUGUGAAGUAUUUCACAAAAAUGGCAGGCGAUUAUCAAGAAAUAAUGGCCAUCCACAGAGCAGGAGUUCUCAAGUUCUCUUAUAUUGACUUGAGUUUGAAAAGUACAAUUGGAGAGAAAAAGGACAAAGAUCCCUUUGAGGAGGUCGCUGUGGACUUCACAGAGGGGGAGUGGUCGCUGCUGGAUUCUGCCCAGAAGGCCUUGUGCAUGGAAGUCAUGCUGGAGGUUUCUAGGGAUGUGGCCGCUCUGGGUGAUGGUGAUGGGCUGGAGAAUGAGAAUGACAAGCAGCUGAUGUCAUUGACAUUACAAAGUGCAAUGUCUGCAAAGAACCAUUCCAUAUCUUUUACUUCAUCUAAAAUACUACAUAGGAAAUUCACUGAGAGCACUGAUAUUACUUCCCUUCAAAGGAUUCACAAAGGGGACAAACCAUAUAAAUGCCUGGAGUGUGGAGAAAGCUUUCAUGGAAACAUAGAUCUUAUUUGUCAUGAAAGGAUCCACACUGGGGAGAGACCAUAUAAAUGUAUACAAUGUGGAAAUGCGUUUACUCAGAAAAGUGAAUGUGGAAAGAGCUUCACUCAGAAAAGACAACUUAAUGUUCAUGUUAGAAUCCACACAGGGCAGAGAUCGUAUAAAUAUUUGGAGUGUGGAAAAAGCUUUGAUGGAAACAAAGAUCUUAUUUGUCACGAAAGGAUCCACACUGGGGAGAGACCAUAUAAAUGUAUACCAUGUGGAAAUGCGUUUACUAAGAAAAGUGGUCUUAUUAGUCAUGAAAGAAUCCAUACAGGAGAAAAACCAUUUCCAUGUACAGAAUGUGGAAAGAGCUUCGCUCAGAAAGGACAACUUAAAUUUCAUCAGACAAUCCAUACAGGAGAGAAACCAUUUCAAUGUACAGAAUGUGGAAAGAGUUUUGCUCACAAAAGCCAACUUAAAAUUCAUCAGACAAUCCAUUCAGGGGAGAAACCAUUUCAAUGUACAGAAUGUGGAAAGAGCUUUGCUCGGAAAUGCCGACUUAAAUUUCAUCAGACAAUCCAUUCAGGGGAAAAACAAUUUCAAUGUACAGAAUGUGGAAAGAGCUUUGCUCAGAAAAGCCAGCUUAAAAUUCAUCAGACAAUCCAUUCAGGGGAGAAACCAUUUCAAUGUACAGAAUGUGGAAAGAGCUUUGCUCAGAAAAGACAACUUAAAGUUCAUGUUACAAUCCACACAGGACAGAUAUUGUAUAAAUGCUUGGAGUGUGGAAAAAGCUUUCAUUGGAACAGCGAUCUUAUUUGUCACCAAAAGAGGCACACGCAGGAUAGACCGUAUAAAUGCAUGGAGUGUGGAAAAAGCUUUCAUUGGAACAGCGAUCUUAUUUGUCACGAAAGGAUCCACACUGGGGAGAGACCAUACAAGUGCAUGGAGUGUGGAAAGCAAUUUACUCGGAAAAUUUAUCUUAUUAAUCAUGAAAGAAUCCAUACAGGGGAGACACCCUAUAAAUGCACAGAAUGUGGAAAAAGCUUUGCUCAAACAGCACAACUUAAUGCUCAUAAAAGAAUCCACAGAGAAUAGAGACCGUAUAAAUUCUUUAACAAUCACAU